Messenger RNA from Dicrocoelium dendriticum, 882 nucleotides. Lineage: Eukaryota; Metazoa; Platyhelminthes; Trematoda; Plagiorchiida; Dicrocoeliidae. The record is from the annotation of a GenBank genome assembly.
AUGCAGGCGCUGGAACAAGUAGCACUUCCGAUCGCGAGACCAAAACUUUGGAUACGAUACGUAGACGACACCUUCGUCAUCCUCAAACGUUCCAAAUUGGAGGAAACACACGAACUAAUCAACAGUGUGUUCGAUGGCACCCAAUUCACCAGGGAGGAAGAGAACAACGAGCACUUACCAUUCUUAGACGUUCUCAUACGACGGACUGGUGCUGAACGAUUGAAAACAACAGUCUACCGAAAAUCUACGCAUACGGACCAGAUCCUCAACUACGGAAGCAAUCAUCCGGCAGCCCACAAACGCAGCUGUGUACAAACCCUUUUCAAACGAGCACAAACCCAUUGUAGCACACCGCAGCUGAGACGGGCAGAAGAAGACUAUCUCUUCAAUCUGCUCAAGCGGAACUCGUACACAAAAGGCUUCAUCCUACGCUGCCUCGCAUCACAAAAGGUUGCUCGACACACCUCGACAAACGUAACAGCUGAAAAGAGAACAACUCUGCCCUAUGUCAACGGUAUCUCUGAAAUGGCAACGAGGCUAUUAUUGCCUUUUGAAGUCAAAGUUGCACACCAGCCAACGGAAAUCAUUCGCAGUAAACUCUUCAAAGUGAAUGAUAAACUUAGCAAAGAGGAAGAAACUGGUGUUAUUUAUAAGAUCUGCUGCCGGAACUGCGACAAAUACUACGUGGGACAGACUGGGAGAAAGCUUGGCACAAGGCUACACGAACACUGUCUAGCUGUACGUCGCCACGAUCAGAACUCCCUGAUGUCAGUGCAUAUGGAUGCUGAGAACCAUCAAUUCGACAUAGAGCAUGUCAGUAUCCCCGGAAGGCCUAAAAGCCGGCAAGCAUGUGAGUUCAUUGAAGUCCGGCAUUCAAAAUAG